This is a messenger RNA of Zerene cesonia (dogface butterfly), 2004 nucleotides long. RefSeq names its product putative leucine-rich repeat-containing protein DDB_G0290503. The transcript has 13 exons. The record is from RefSeq and is a predicted model, not a curated record. NCBI's taxonomy places the organism in Eukaryota, Metazoa, Arthropoda, Insecta, Lepidoptera, Pieridae. Bases 1 to 2004 code for a protein of 667 amino acids.
AUGGAUUUCGGUGAAAUAAGUAAUGUCGUGGGCAGAAAAAGAGUAAAUGUUGAUGUUGAAAAACUGCGAGAAAAAGUUUCUCGAGAAACUGCAAAAGUAAUAAAACUGAAGGUUGCGCAAGAUACAGCAUAUUGGGACCUCAAGGAGAAACUCCAACAGGUGGAAGGAAACCAUGAGCGACUACAGCAAAAUAUGGUAGAAGUGCAAAUGCAACACGAGACCAUCUCUGGACAGUACCAGGAUGAACUUCGUUUGCGUCCUGAAACCUUGAAUAAGUUGAGUAGCACUCGCGAAAUAUGUGACGUUCUAGAAGACUACAGUGAGCGUCUGAAACAGACUCUGUCUAGAUGCAAAGCUGACCAGGCUUCGUUGUGUGACGCUUACCAGAAGUCUGGUCAGCUGGUCCGCGAUAUAAAGGCCCAGCGAGUGCAAAAUGAUGAGAAACAUGGUCAGCUGGUUAUGAGUCUUGAAGAGAAAAUCAAGCUGAGCGGCGAACAUCAAAGGCAGUUGAUGCAAGUGUUCACUGCGUCUAAACAGCAGCUCGAGAGCGAACUCAACAAUGCUAGGGUCAAAGUCGCUUCUGCGCAAGCGCAGGCCGAAGACUUGAAAAAUACCGUCAACGAGCUUCACAAAAAACUGGAUAUUGCUAAGAACGAACUCGAAAAGAAAGAGGAGACAAUAUCCAAUAUGCAGCGCGAUAUGAAGCAAUUACUCCACGAAUUUAACUCGCAGAGCAACGAAAUGAGGAACAUGUUGGCUAAGCAAGAGAAAGAUCUAAAAGAAAGCAUGGAAGCUAAUUCAACAUUGAAAAAAGCUCUCACACACCAAGAACAAUUCGCGAAAUCCAUGUGUGACCAGAACAGUUCUCUACAAGACAAAAUAGCGGCCCUAGAAGAGGAGCAAAGUGCUACAUCUGCUCUUAUUAAUGACUUGAAGAAGAGAUUGGAGGAAGCCACCUCUAUACACGAAAAUAUCAACAAAGAUAUGAAAACACUUAUUGAUGAGAAACAUAGCUUAGAGGCAGACGUGAAGGAAAAGGAUGACAUUUUGAAGGAUUUGAAACAGGAGUUGGUGAUACUGAAUGAACAAAUAACGCUGAUCGAACAGGAUAAGUCCAAUUUAAUCACAGAAUUGAAUAAAAAAGUUGAAGAAGUGGACGACAAAUGGAUUCGCAUACAAGUACUCGGUGAUGAAAUUCAGACACUUCAGAAUAAAAUUAAUGAAAUAGACAAUGAUUUUAAAAAUUACAGAGAAUCAACUGAAGAAAAAAUACUAGACCUGACCAAAACAAUAGACUCAAAAGACAAAGAACUAGACUUGAAGGCAUCAACCAUAGCGCAAUUGAUGUCGGAACUGAAAACUAGCACUGAUGUGAGGAAUAAGCUGGAGAAUGCUCUGCAGAGGUGCAAUAAGGAAUUAGAAGUGGAGAGGGAGAAUAGUAAGGAGAUGGAGAUGAAGAUGGCGGUCAGGAUUGAGCAACUGGAGGCCAUUACGAGGGAUAAAGAGGAUGAAUUGUCCAAACAAAUGUCUAUUAUACUAGAGAUGAGAAGCGAAAAGGAUCGUCUCCAAGAGAAGAUAGCCGGUAUGCAAGGUACCAUAGACAAUAUCCAGAAGGAACUGAAUGGACGGCCCGCGCCGAGAGACAGAGAGCCGGCGGUGCAGCCCGAGCCAGAUGAUAACGCUGUUAUGCUAACCCCGGCUAGUAAGAAAAAACCUCGUCCGGUAUCACCUAUAAUCCAAUCGAAGCGAGAGUUCGCAGUGCCCCGCAGCGAGCCAAACCACAAAAUGGACAGCAUGCUGUACACUUUGUUCAGCGAUAGCAGCACUGAUGGAGACACUAUAGAUGCGUCAGAAGUGAAUCGUCGCUUCUCAGCGAUAUCUCGCGGUGAGCGUCUGUUACCGAUGCCGCUGUCAACGCUCAAACGACGCAGCGCUGUACCCGCGGGUCAGGGGCGGAACACUAAGUCGCGCCAAAACGACGUAAUACAUGAUUGUAUAAGAUAA